UUCUCAGCCUCACACGUGCACCUUGGCCACGGCGGGUUUGGUGCGGCGCUACGAAGGAGAGGAAUGUUACGUCACUCGGUCAGCCAUGGUCCCUUCGCAGAUGCCUUUUCCUUCUACAGUACAGCCAGGGCAGAUUCCGAUGACAGCCUGGUGAUCAUGCCCUCGGCCCAGCAACGUUCAGUCUUCGAGGGGGAGAGUCUCUUCGUGUCUUGUUCCAGCCAGGGCAAGAACGUGCAGCGGAUCCUGUGGACUGGACCUGAAGGAAACCAGAUCACCGACUACAAGGGCAGCGUGUCCUAUAGAGAUCUUCCAAGGAUCCACGUCGAGGAAGGAGCGGCAGCUCAUAAUGGAGUUGAUCUCAUAUUUGAUAAUAUUUUGAGGAGGGAUCGCGGCAACUACACCUGCUCGGCCAACGUGGACGGCAAGGAGGUAUCCAAGUCCUUCGAGCUCUUCGUGGACAAGGAGAUUGACUUCCUGGAUACACCAACCAUCCAAUACUUGGAGGAAGGUUUUGACUCAGAACUCAUCUGUGACAUCACUGGUGACCCAGAGCCCACAGUGACCUGGAGCUUUGAGGGCAAGAAGAUCUCCUAUGGAGACAAGUAUGCAAAGGUCAGUGAUACAUCUAAUAACCUCAUUGUGAGCAACGUCACCCUGAAGGAUGCUGGAGCCUAUGCAUGCAAAGCUGUGCAGGUGUCCCCUCGCAUCACUGAGAUGAAGGAUCUGUCCAUUGAUGUCAAAGUUCACCACAAACCCCUGUGGAAUGAUGACAAGACCAAAGCAUACAGUUAUGUGGAUGGAAGUGUUAAUCUCACCUGUGAAGUUAAGGCAGAACCUGAGGCUAACUUUACCUGGACUAAAGAUAAUGGCGUGAUCUACCCCUCUGACAGUGCCCAGAUCUUCAAUGACAACAACACCAGCAUCCUGCAGCUGAAAGUGAAUGACUCAAGAAUGUUUGGGGACUACCUGUGCAUAGCACAGAACAAACUGGGAACCCUGGAGAGGGUGAUCAUCCUACAGCAGGGAGAAAAGCCUGCCGUACCUACAGCCAAGGUGACAGUGGAAGGAGUAGAUCGUCUGGAAUUGAGUAUAGAUGCCAAGAACCACCCAGAGAUGCCUAUUGUUGGCUACCGUGUGCAAUACAAGGAGGCUGGUGAGGAUUGGUCACGGGCCCAGUCUACCUACUUCAAGAAAGCAAGCAUCUAUGUCCUGGAAAACCUGAAGAAUGAUACUCCUUAUGUGCUGAGGGCUGCCAGUAAAAAUGCUGCUGGAUUCUCAGACUACUCUGUUGAGGUAACAAAGAGAACAGAAAAAAUUAUUUCCUCUGCCAGCACCUCUGCCUCCUUCAGUAUCUCAUCGUGUGUUGCCCUCCUCCUCUUCCUCCUUGUCUCUGCUAGUCUCUUGUGAACACUGGAUGGAGCACUUCUGUAGCUUACUCUUCUUAGCUCAGAAUGGAAAAGCUCUUUGAUCUAUCUCCCAACAGGUUGGAAGCAUAAUUUGAUUUUUUUUUUUCAAUUUUUGUCGUAUAAGGAGAUGGAAGAAAAAUGUAAGAACAUUUUUAUUUCUUUUUAUUUUCUAGUUCCAACAUCUUUAGAGGAAAUCUCAGUGCUGUAUGUUGUUCUCACCAAAGGCCAGUAGAAUCUUGAUGCAAUUUGAUGCAAGUCCUCUGAAAUUUAGAAACAACAUGACUUAACUUAGCAUUUGUUAUAUGAUUUGCCUUCAUAAUAUAAAUAUGAAUAUUAUUCACUGAUUACGUCUUGGAUGUCUUCUUGUCAUUUAUAAGUAAGUAGAGUAAGAAGGCCAGUAAGCUGAGACUUUGACAAAGACUGUGUAUGAUGCUUAGUUUUCUGGUGCUGGAGUCCAAAACAAUGUGUUUUUGCUUGUGAAAUAAAUUCCAGGACAAAUGGUGUUAUGUUAGAUUUUAAAUGAGACAAGGACUUUUCCAUUUAGGAAGAAAUCUUUCUGGAAACAAAUUACUUUAUAGUUUCUAAGGAGUUCCUAUAUCACCUGAUACUUUCCAAGGCCACUGCUGUUGGGUCUUGCUAAUUCCAUGGUGCCAUUGCCUCACACAGGUUCUUACUAACAUUUAUUUAAAAUGCAAUUGGAGAAUCAUUAAGGUAACAUUAUGUGAUGGAAAGCCAUAUGGAGGAUGAAAUAUUAACCAAGAGUUUUUUUUUUUUUUUUUUUACUUAAUUUCAUUGAUUAUUUUGGGCCAAAGUUAAUUUGAAACAACAUCCUAGUAUUAUAAUAAAGGACUUGUGCUCUCUGUCUUGCUAGUGAUAUCAGGUGGUAUUUAUGUAAAUAAUGUUAGAAAUGUUUUACAGCUGCAGCCUUGUCUGUAUUAGUCGAACCUGGUUAGUUUAGUUCCACACCCUGAAGACCUGCCUGAAAAUGCUGAUGAAUUGUUACCUAGGUAGACUCUAGUCUGAAAGGAAAUUUUAACAGAAGUCUUCAGAGUGCAAUAUAAAAUACAGAAAAUCUUUUGCCUAUCAGAUGUGUAAAAAAUAUAUAAUUGAAGAAUCCAAAGAUAACUGAAAGUUAAAUAGGUAUUGUUAAUAAUUUUAUAAUGUUGAGUCAAGGACAUGACUGCAUUUUCACUGCAUCAGGUGUGUCAAGGGUGAGAUUCAUGGGUCACUGAACUUAAUUAUAUCUUGUAUACCACUUAGUAAGAUGUUGUGCUUACCGAGGAAAGACUAAGCUGUUUUCCCUUGAUGGUGGUGCGUGUUGGAGUGUUGAACUGUCUCCCUCCCACAACCUCACACCUUAUACUAGUGUAUGUUUGUUUUCCCUUGGGCCAUGUCAUGCAUUUCCUAUUUUUUAUUUUAUUUUUUUAUUUUUUUUUAGCUUGCAAAUGUAUCCAGAUGUUUUGGAAUAUAGCCUCAAGCAAAGCCAAAAUGUGAUGUUUAGCAUCUGACUGAGCCAGUCUUUAUAUAAAAGGAGAAGAAAGAUUAUAGCUGGAAAGAGGCUGAGAUUUUGGAAUACUGAAAUAAAUUAUGGAUUUUUCCCAUUAUAUUGUUGCUGUGAUUAAAUUAUAUUAUACACAGUUUUCAAGUGAAAGUGAUGAGGCUCUAAAAAUUUUUACAUACAUUUAAAUGUUGAUUUGUUCAUCUUUUACAUACAUUUAAAUGUUGAAUUGUUCAUCUUUUACUAUAUCAUUCAUCAAUGUUAUUUAUUUUUUUAUGCCAUUGCCUUGAUAAUGAUAUUCACUGUAGAGUAAGUUACAUCUUUUCCAUUACUUAUAACAAUAAAAAAAAAGGAACACGUGGGUGCAGUUUCAUACAAAAUAACAAAAAAAUAAACAUUCUAUGGGAUUGGAUGAUGUUUUUCUCUCACUGACUAUGUGAGAUACAUUUUAUAUUUUAUAAUCUAGGUAUUCCAUUAUUCUCAGCCUCCUCUGCAUAAGUGUAAUGAGUGGCUGUAUGCAUUAUCUACAUAUUAUUAUUGUUUGCUGUACAUAGCUAAGAAUAGACACUUUUCUGUGGUGUAAAUCAUAAAUUAUAUAGACAUGAGUGAGUAUGUUGUCAUUUCUGCUUACUCAUGUUCUCCCAGAACUCAUUUUCCAAUUCUGCAGAUUAAUUAUAUUUUGCGUAUUGCAGGUAAAGAAAUAACAUUAGUAUGCACUUGUAUAUUCUAGUGUGUGUGUGUGUGUGUGUGUGUGUGUGUGUGUGUGUGUGUGUGUGUGUGAUUACAUGUGCAUGUGUGUGUAUUUGUGUGUGUGCACAUGUGUAUGCAUGCAUGUGUGUGUGUGUGUGUGUGUGUGAUUUUUAUUUUUUUAAUUAUUUUUUUAAAGGCAUCCAAACAGAAGGGGAUAAUUGUGCUAUAUAUAAGUACACAGAUACAUACAAAAGUGAACCCAAAAAGAAAUGGGACUAGAUCUGUCUAAACCACUUUACAGUAUUUAUUGCUUAACCAAUUGUGUUCCUGUGUUGCACAAUAGUAUACUUAAGCAAGUACAGCUUAAUUGUUUCACUGUACUUGUUUUCUCAGGUAACUAUUCCUAUAUAAAAAAACUGCUCUUGAUGUAGCAUGAGCCACAAGCAACGAGUGAAUCUGAACUUCUUGGUGAAGCUUGCAACUGCACCUACUGAAAGGCUUGGGAUGCUAAAGGGAGUCUGUGGAGAAGAGACAAUGUCCUGUAUUUCUUUGAAUGGCACAAGUGAUUGAAGGAGACCUGGGAGGAUGUGGAAGAUGACUUGAAUUCAGGACAACCUUGAACUGCAAAAAUCAAAAGUGAAUGAGCUGGUGUGAAAGGACCAGAGGUUGUUCCUCAGGAUGAUGGCAGAGAAACUCAGAAAUUGCAAGAAAACUAUAAGAACCAGACAACCUUGCAAUGCACAAGGUUUGUGUCAAAAUGGUGCUCAAAUUUUUUGUGGUUGAAGGUCAUCUUGAUUCUGGGUCAUCCUCCUUUAUUCACCUGGUCAUUGUUAAAUCACUUGUGUCAUUCAAAGGCACACAUAUGGGACAUUAUCUCUCCUCCAUGGACACCUCAUAGCAUCUUGAGGCUUUCAGCUCAUGAUUUUUCAAGCUUCUCUAGUAACUUAUGAUUCACUUAUUGUUCAUAUUGUAUGCUGCAUCAGUAACAGUUUGCCAUGCAGGGAAUAGUUGCGUGUAUGGUGAAAAGAUAAAAGUUCUGCCUGCUUUUAAACCUUGAUAUAUUAUGCAAUACAGGAAUACAGUUGGAAACAAUGAAUACUAUAAAAGUGACUUAGACAAACCUAACCCCAUUUCUUUGUGAGUUUACUUUCUAUGUAUAUUAACUUCCCUGAAGAUGUAGACCAGGUGUCUAUCUUAUUUUUCCUAAUUCUUUUUGUGUAAUUGUUGUAUAGCCAUAAAUAACUCUUUAAAGCUGGCAGUGGUGUGUGUCUGUGUGUGGGGUAACUGACCACUCAGCCACCAUUGUAUAUUGUCGAUAAUAAUCUACCCAGCACUACAAAUUGUCAUUUAAUUUUUAUUGCCACUAGCAGUGAUAUCUUGAGCUCGAUCCUUGACUUAGCAGUGAUUAUGUUCAUAUUACCACUUGUUUUUGAUAGAAGGUCUUCUAGUGAGCUAUUUGUGGUAAAAUUGACUUCAUUGAAUAAAUUGAUGUAUACAAGUAAUUUUGUGCAUGUCUUGGUACUAUUACCAUAGCAGAGCUGGGUGGAGAUGUGGCUCACAAAUAAUAUUGUGAUUUCUGUAACCUACAUGAGUCUGAGGUAGAAGAAUGACAUUGAUAUUCAGUUACAAGCAGGGUCAUAAAUUCUUCUUAACACACAGACUGAACAACAAGCAGCCCAUUCCUCUCAUAUUGGACAUUGAGUUAUCAUGUUUAACCAUCCUUUCCUCACUAAAACUAUAUUGACAGAGUUCAAUUAAUGAAAUGAAGACUCUCUUUCUAUUCUGAAAUAAUCUUAUUCCACAUAUAUGUGACAUCCUGUAGGCUUACUCGUAUAUAAUGAAAUUAAAAAAAAAUUAUAUUUGUCCUUAUUUUGAGACACAAGGCAUGAUGUCUUUUCCAUCAAACUACAUUUAAGAGAAAUCUCAACAUCUUCAUUGCCACAUAAUUAAUUUAUGUUUAUCCUCUUGUGUAAGAAAAUGGUUCCGGCUUUUUAUUCUCAGUUUACAUCCCUUUGUUAUUAGUUAUAAAAUAUGCUAUUGCAACUUGCUGUCCAGCAAACAUGGAACAUGUUGCUGACCACCCAGCUUUUGUGUGCAUCCCAAAUGCAUCACAUAGUGGUGUGUGUGUGUGUGUGUGUGUGUGUGUGUGUGUGUGUGUGUGUGUGUGUGUGUGUGUGUGUGUGUGUGUGUGUGUGUGUGUGUGUGUGUGUGUGUGUGUGCGUGCGUGCGUGCGUGCGUGCGCAUGCAUGUGUGCACACAUCAAAAUGGGUCAAACAAGGCAGUCAGGACCCAAGACACACCUGUGAAGUGAAAAAAAAUUUUGUAUCCAUAUAGUAGUACACAAUUUAGAUUAAUUUUUAAUGUGUAGUCACUUAUCUAACCAAAUUUGGUCUGCAGUAUUGAAUGAUUUGAGAAUCUGUGUAUGUACUCUUGAAGUGUGAAUUAUCUUUAAGCUGGAUCUUUAAUGUGAUCACUUAUCUUAAGGCCUCAGAAUUAACUCAAGUGGAUGAAAUUAUUUUAAGACUGCUAAUUCUAAUAAUAUCUUACUUGGAAAGUAUUAAUUGUAUUGUAACUAUGAUCCAUGGGUUUGCUUGUGGGAAAUGGGAAUGGUCGUGAGUGUUUAAAAUGCUGUACUUGCUGCUUCUCUGUUACUACUACUAUUACUACUGCUGCUGUUCCUGCUGACACUUCUGUGUGUGUGUGUGUGUGUGUGUGUGUGUGUGUGUGACUGAGUGAGUGAUCUGCUGUGCCUAUUUGCUGACUGAGAGACCUGCUGAUAAGAGGCAAGUGUGAGGGAUGGAGUUCUAGCAAUGUGGCAGUAGAAUUUAUUUAGUUUUGUUUUUUCUUUUUCUUAUAGAAGAAACAUGUGAAAUUGAAUUUUCUCAUUAUAUAUAUAUAUAUAUAUAUAUAUAUAUAUAUAUAUAUAUAUAUAUAUAUAUAUAUAUAUAUAUAUAUAUAUAUAUAUAUAUAUAUAUAUAUAUAUAUAUAUAUAUAUAUAUAUAUAUAUUGAAUUCAUUACAACUACAAUAUUAGUAUUUCCACUGAUUCAUUAAUUCCUCAGCAAAUUACUUUCCACGACCUCCUCCUCCACAUUCAAGUUUCUAGUUAUUUUUGAGGUUCACUUUUUGUGUUGCGGAGGUUACAGGUUAUGAUGACCAUGCUAAAUUAUGUUGUGGUGGUGCCCCUGGUCAGUGCCCCAGCCACCCCCUGUCGUCCCUCGGUGUAUAUAAUGUUUAGCUCUUUGCUGAACCAAUAAAAAGUCAAAAGUGU
This is a messenger RNA of Scylla paramamosain (green mud crab), 6864 nucleotides long. Its product is annotated as neural cell adhesion molecule 1-like. The transcript has 11 exons. Gene Ontology annotation, cellular component: neuron projection. Lineage: Eukaryota; Metazoa; Arthropoda; Malacostraca; Decapoda; Portunidae. Bases 64 to 1407 code for a protein of 447 amino acids. Gene Ontology annotation, molecular function: protein binding. The record is from RefSeq and is a predicted model, not a curated record.